Molecule: messenger RNA, 2355 nt
Organism: Histoplasma mississippiense
Lineage: Eukaryota; Fungi; Ascomycota; Eurotiomycetes; Onygenales; Ajellomycetaceae
Exons: 7
Coding region: 1-2355 (784 amino acids)
Source: RefSeq, a predicted model, not a curated record
AUGCGUGCCUGUACCGCUGUGGUGACUGAGAUAUCUUUCAACCAUGCACCAAACCGUUACAGAGCAGAGAUUGAAUUUAUUUCUUUGGCAGAGUGGGAGGAGGAAUUAAAAUUAAUUUUUGUACAUGAAAAUGUGUCAAAUGUUCUAGGGAAAACGAUUGAAUUCACCGAAGAUGAUCCGAUUGUUUUCUACGCCCAACUUCAGAAAUAUGUUGACAGCAAAACCAAGACCCGAGGCAAAGGCAUGAAGGGAAAGAGCAAAACUGGUGGUCAAAAAGGUUGUAAUGGAGGUUUGCGGAACGCGAAGGAAAGCGUGGGAACAAGCAUGGAGUUUUGGCCUUUGAUACGCAUCGUUCGCUUGUAUGUCAAGGCGCCUGUUCUUGCUACUGGAGCUGCCAUUGUCGACUUGCCUGGCAUGCAGGAUGCCAAUGCUGCGAGAGCUGCAGUUGCGUCUCGAUACAUUGAACAAUGCUCCUCUCUUUGGAUAGUGGCUCCCAUAACGCGAGCAGUGGAUGAUAAAACAGCGAAGACCCUUCUCUCAAAUAAUUUCCAAAGACAAAUCCAAAUGGACGGCACCCUUAGUGCAGUUACAUUCAUAUGUUCCAAAACUGAUGAUAUUAAUUUAUCAGAAAUGGUUCUUGAUUUUGAGGAUAUAGUCGAUGAGCCACUUUCGACUCUGGAAACUCCAGAAAUUUCCACUACACUCCUUCAGGAGAACCUCGAAGCCUUGAAAGAUGAGCGCAACGAAAUUGUUAUGUCAAUGGAUGAUAUUUGUGAAGAAAUGGCUGCUAUGGGAUGCAGUUUCAGUCCGUUGAAAGGCAAUGAUGGCUCUCCAAAAAGAAAUAGACCAUCCGACUAUUACCCGGACUUCAUACGGCAUGGGGAAAACGCCACCAACGAAUGUGGCCCAAACGACAACAACAUGGAAAUAAAUGACGACCAGCCAGCAGAUUUUGUAGAAAAGAGAUGGUGUGAUGCUUCAAAUAAACGAAAACUCCUGUCCCAUCGAAAAAAACUGAUUGACUCGGAGAUAAAGCAGGUGAUCGAGCUAUUGAAUAAUGCUCGGGAAAACGAGAAAAGAAAACAAAAUAAACUAGCUCUAAGGUGUAUUAUAGAGAGAAACCAAGCCGUGAAGGCCCAAAUUCGGCAGGACUUUACUGAUGGGGUUCGGCAAUUGGACGAGGCAAAUGCGGAGGGGGAGAGUUUUGACCCGAGUGUUGAUUUCAGGGAUUACGAUCAGGUUGCCAGAGCACUUCCGGUCUUUUGUGUGUCCUCCAAAGCAUAUCAAAAAUUGAAAGGGAGACUCCGUCGCGACCAUGCCGUCAAAGCAUUCUGUAAUACCGAGGAAACUGAGAUACCAGCUCUCCAAGCUCAUUGUCUGAGUUUGACCAUCGCUCAACGCAAAUCUGGCUGCCAAUCGUUCCUAAAUGGGCUACAACAGCUCGUGAACUCUUUGGAUCUGUUAUGUUCCAUCAGUGGUUCUUCAGAGUCCCUAUGCGAGGAGCGCAAAGAAAAUAACCGUGUUUUCCUGCAAAGUAGAUUGGAUGCUCUGCAACUGGACCUGGAGAAUCUAACUGGAGAACUUUUGGCUGAAAUCACCAGCGCCAUCAAGAGUAACAUUUUCGAUAAAUUUGACGCCAAGGGGUUUACAAACAUCAUGAUCCAACCUAUGAUGCCAAUUCUUGCGGCUAGUUGGGAACGUUCCUUCUCGCGUCUAAUCCCGAAAAUGCUAUCCCGAUUUGCCGAAACUUCGUACGGCUAUGUAAAAGGAUUGAAUGAGAGUCUUGCGCCUCGUCUCUCUGCUAGGACAGCUAAUCCUAACAUAACACUGAAGCUGAAGUCUCAGCUUGCAACCUACCAGGCUUCUUUCAAGGAGAUAUCCUCCGCGAGUGAUGCAAUGUUGAAUCAAAGCCAUAAGGCAGCAAAUCGUGCAUUCGUUCCGAUAAUUGCAGCCGAGUUGAAGGAAGCCUAUGAGGACUGUGGGUCUGCAAGUGGACAGGGAGUUUACAUACGCAUGAAAAACAUCAUGACUGAGCAUGUGCAAAAGGGUCGCCACGAAAUGUUCCGCAAAAGCACAGAACACGUCCAGUCCGAGCUGGAAGGUACUCUCCAAGCCAUUAGAAACUUCCUUGCUCUGAAGAUCGAAAUGCUCUUCCAGACGAUUCGUCUGGAUUACGAAAAUGCAUUUGAGAAGUCGCAGACUUCUGAGGAGAAGGCGCUGAACAAAGAACUCAAAAAGCUUCUCCAAAGGAAUACGAUUUUUAACGGCACAACAGCAUCCACUUCAACAUCCGGCGAUGUACAGUGCCAACCAUUUAAUUGGAUCAAGAAUGAAGUGAAUGCGGAUUUCGCAUGA